Meleagris gallopavo (turkey) is the source of this 1878-nucleotide messenger RNA. It is a transcript of the gene HAUS8, whose product is annotated as HAUS augmin like complex subunit 8. Lineage: Eukaryota; Metazoa; Chordata; Aves; Galliformes; Phasianidae. Gene Ontology annotation, molecular function: microtubule binding. Gene Ontology annotation, cellular component: cytoplasm; nuclear microtubule; centrosome. The record is from RefSeq and is a predicted model, not a curated record. Gene Ontology annotation, biological process: spindle assembly; centrosome cycle.
GGCCGCGGCGAUCCUCAGCGCGGGGCGAUCGUCAGCGCCGCUCUUUUCUCUCGCCGUUCGCUGCCGCUGUCACCCCUGCUCUCUUUUUGAAGAAUGUCCGCGUUGGCGAGCGGAGAAGCGUCCCAGAACGUGCGGAAAGGGAGAAGAAUCGUGAAGUCCCGCUACCUGCAGUACGAUAAGAAAGAGUCCAGUAAGAAUGCUUCAACAAAAUCCCUUUCGUCAUCGACUUCCAGUGCAUCUUCCACAGCUAAAGCCAGACCGGCGCUCACUCAGAAGUCUGAGGUUUCUGGUGUUGCCUCUGGCUUGUUAAAUCAGAGUAGUUUUGGGAAACGUGACCUACAAUCCACUUUAUUAGAUGGAGAUAAAGUUACUCGACCAGACCUUGAUCUUUCAGCUAUUAAUGAUAAAACUGUUCUCCAGAAAUCUGCAAGUUCAAAGGCUUCUUGCAAAACAGAUAAAAGGGCAUGUGUAAAAAAACAGAAAUCGAAAAACAAUCCUGUUGCUGUGGGGGCAGAGCUAAAAUCUCAGGAGCUGAUUUUAACUUACCUAAUAAUGAAGCAGAGGAAGGAUGUUGCUCAGCUUGAGGAAAAAGCAGAAGAAAACUUGUUAAUGUUGUGUGAAGAAAAAGAGAGACAACAGGAGAAUCUCUAUGAGUUGAAGCGUGAAAUUCUGCUCAGAGAGAGAGAAGAGAAGCUUGAUGAGGAGCUUGUAAAACAGAUGGAAGUACUUUCUCCUCUUGUUCCUCUUCUUGAACAGUUUAAAGAGCAGUACAAGAGCUUUGCAGUUGCUCUGGAUGCCACUAGACAUAAAUUACCCAUUAAAAACAUUCACAUAGAGGGAGAUAUGCCAGCGUACCUAGACAAACUGCAAAAGCAGUUGACUGUGACACAGGAACUUCUGGCAGAAGUUAUGCCAGACUGCUCAGAAGAAAGUGCAGAAGUGUUCAGUGAACUGCAAGGUACUGAAGAGGUGUUUCAAAAACUGGAGAAAGAACUUCGAAGGAGCUUCACACAAGUGCAGAACCUGUCGUAUGAAGCUAAUAAAGAAGUUUCGCUGCAUAAUCAAAGAAUGUGUGAAGACUGUCAUGGCGUAGAUGUUGUGAAACACUGGUACUUCAACUGAGUGUCCGUGACUCGUGUGUUUUAUUUUUGUUUGCUACUGAUGGGUGGGUAGAGUCAAUGUCAGUAGGCUUGUAUUUUUUUCUUUAUUGUCUUUGAUUUGUUCUGUACCCUUGCUUUAUUUAUGGACAUACAACACAUCCAGCUUUCCAGUUAUACCAGAAUAUGAAAGCAGCUACGUGUGUGACUGAUAUAAAAAUGGAGGUUUCUUCUGCUUACCCAUAAGGAGACUUUUUUUUUUUUAAACAGCCAUUUCUGUGACACCUUUAUCAUCACUUGUUGCCUUGACAAUAUUGAAAGUUAAAUCAAAUGUAAUUCUUAGCAAACAUGAAUAACGCAUUCUUAAACUCAUUUUACUUUCUUGCACCUGGCUUCAAGUGCCCUGGUUUGCAACUCUUCACAAAGUAGUGUUCCUUACAGGGCCACGUACCCUUGUGGCCCUGUGUUUUUUGUACUGUACAUUUUUUUUAUCUAGUUAGGAGAACCAGGAGGAAUGCACAGCAUGAUCAUUAAUCACUUGGUGAGCAGCUUCCGGAGGAACUCUUACUUGCCCCUUGUAUCUGGAUUUUUCAAGAGGAAAAGCAAAGAAUGAGGCUGAUGAACAGGAGAUGGGUUGCUUGUAACAAGUAGAGUUUUGGUAAUUGUUGCCUAAUUGUCUUGUAAAUAAAUUACUAAAACUUAAAUGCUUUUGUAUUGAUGCUUUCUCUUGAAGUACUUUAGAUCUUUAUUUUAAAAUAAAGACUAUUUUUUCACUGCUCGA